Molecule: messenger RNA, 1242 nt
Organism: Penicillium verrucosum
Lineage: Eukaryota; Fungi; Ascomycota; Eurotiomycetes; Eurotiales; Aspergillaceae
Product: OTU domain-containing protein
Exons: 6
Coding region: 1-1242 (413 amino acids)
Biological process (GO): protein deubiquitination
Molecular function (GO): cysteine-type deubiquitinase activity
Source: RefSeq, a predicted model, not a curated record
AUGUCACUCCUCACUAAUGGUGGCAGAAUCGUGCCCAUACUUACGGGCUCUGAUUCUCACGAUCCUACCCUCGAGAUGCCUCCGUCGUUAGACGCAUCUCUUCCUUCAAUUCCUCUCUCUCCAAUCUCUUCCCAACCGACUAUUCCUUGCCUGUUGCAGGAUCAACAGGCUAGCAAACAAACCAAGCCCGGGCACCACGCGAGCUUGGAGAUGGCCUCUCUUCAAGAGAGAGGCCUUUAUGCACUACCCACCGAGGGAGACGGUAAUUGUCUCUAUUACUCCCUCUCCGACCAACUGUAUGGCGACACCCACCAUGCAGACGAAAUACGCCAGCUUCUAGCCAACCACAUGGCUUCCAAUAAAGAUUACUUUAUGCAAUUCGUCGUUGCUGAAGGUGGGGAGCGCCGCCGGCCUAAACGUGCGGCUGCAUCUGCGUAUGCUACUCGCUCUGCCGAUGUCUCCGCUCCGUCCCAGGAGGACAUGGAACGGCGGUUCCAGGAAAUGAUUGCCACCACCCGCAAGAAUGGGGAAUGGGGAAGUUCCGAGCAUCUCCAGGCUUUCUGUCAGGCUUUCAAGGUCGACUUGAAUGUAUAUACCAUGGAUGGUGUUUCGGUGUUCCAGGAUGUCAAUGCUCUCCCAACGCAACCCCGGGAUGUUCUGCACGUAGCCUUCCAUGACUUCAAACACUACUCUUCAGUGCGGGGUAUCGAGGGCAAGCAUGAAGGACUGCUUGCCAGGCUAAAGCCUUUCCAACCUCUCAAGGAGGGUAUUAAGCCCGAGGUCAUUCCAGACUCCAAAUCCAACAUAAGAUGCCGUGGCGACAUUGACCGCGCCUUCGCGGCGCUCUUAGACGAGAAGACCGACAUCCCAUUCGAUAAGAAAGCUGCCCCCGGCAUUCCCAUAAAACCAAGCCUGCAGGCUUCGCGCUCUUCUUCUCCAUUUAGUACCGGUAGCAAGCGGUCCGCGGAGGAUAGCGACGAUUCCGAAGAUCCUCGUCCCGCACGGCGAACCCGACCUAAAAAACGUCUUGUCUCCAAUCUUACCUUGGGUGUUGGUAUCUCAUUCAGGGAUGAACACGAUGAGGUUGUUUCCUUGAAUCUUCGAAUGAACUCCGACACAGAAGACGGUCAGGCCACAGACCCCCUCUACCGGGUACCACUACCCCGGAACAAUCAGACAUGGACGGAAAGAAAUGUCGUCGCAGCAGACGACUUUCCCGCCCGCACCUUUGAGCAUCUUUAG